This is a messenger RNA of Trichoplax adhaerens, 678 nucleotides long. RefSeq lists its product as uncharacterized. Gene Ontology annotation, biological process: inositol phosphate biosynthetic process. Lineage: Eukaryota; Metazoa; Placozoa; Uniplacotomia; Trichoplacea; Trichoplacidae. Gene Ontology annotation, cellular component: nucleus; cytoplasm. The record is from RefSeq and is a predicted model, not a curated record. The transcript is spliced from 8 exons. The coding region runs from base 1 to 678 and encodes 225 amino acids. Gene Ontology annotation, molecular function: inositol tetrakisphosphate kinase activity; inositol-1,4,5-trisphosphate 3-kinase activity.
AUGGAAAAGAUUUGCGCUAUCUUUAGAGGUCUACGAAACAAGUGGCGAUCUGAUCGUAGAUGUACUCAAGAAUCCACUUCAAUGGAAAAGGAUGUGAAGGACGAUUUGGAUGACUUCAUCUAUCAGGCUGCCGGUCAUCAGUAUAUUAACGGAUUUCGAACUUUCCUAAAAUGCAAUGAUGGUACCUUGUUAAAGAUCUUUCAAGACGGCAAUCGUGGUCACCGUGAAAUGGAAUUCUAUAGCGAAAUCUUUUCUGCAAAUCAUGACUCUGAUCAAACAGCCAGUGCAUUACGCCAUUUUAUGCCGACAUAUUUUGGAACAGUGACUAUCAAAAAUGAUAAAAACUCACAGCCAUACAUGAAAAUUAGUGACGUCACCUCCAAAUUUAAGAGACCUUGUGUAAUUGAUUUAAAAAUUGGAAGGAGGACUUAUGAUCCUCUGGCCACUGAAGCAAAAAGAGCAAGAGCAGUUGAUAAAUAUCCUUUGCAAGACCAAAUCGGAUUUAGAAUUGAUGGCAUGAAGGUGUACAAUAGUGAUACUGGAAAUUAUGAUGAUUAUGAUAAAAUAUUUGGCCGCAAAUUGGAUGAUGAUACGAUCGUCAACGCGCAAGGUGCACAUACAGAAAGAUUUAAGCUUUCCGAUACAAUUUGUUAUACAAUAAUACCAUUUAUGGAUUAA